GUCCACGGAAAGCUUCGUCUCGAGGUAAUUUCUAGGUCUUGGGUGUGGCCGACAGGGAAAGUCGGGUUGUCGCAUUGGUUUAGCGGGACGAACGGGUUUGCUAGCAGACAGAGAGAUUCAUGGCGUUCACGCAGUAAGGGUCGGCUUCUGCUCGAUUCCAUGUUUCCUUUCUUUCGCUGAUCAACGGAAUAGGACAAGUUUGCCUCGUGUGGGUUUUUUCCAGCUGGCUGCGACUGCCGUGCUUUUAGAGGAUCAAAUAGUCGGUUAACCAGACGGAAAGUGAGUCUUUUUUCUAAAUGGCAGAAUUAGUAGUGUUUCGGAUCUCAUGACUGUCCUCACUUAAGCAGUUCCUGCAGUCCGUUCGAGAUCCCAGGGGUAUAGCCUCCCCUGCCGGCCAUAUCACCUCCUGAUUCGCUCGCUAGGUGGACCGAAACCAAGGAUUGCCUGGCUGCUGCUGCUGCCGUUGUUGCCGCGGCUCUGUUUGCGGGUGCUGUGAGAGCCUGUCGCCAUGGGCUGCUUCGGCAGCAAGCCUGCGACGUACGACCAUUACGAUACCACCGCAGCCACAAAAGCCACGGCGCCGAAGCCGUCAGGCGGGGCGCGGGGGACGGCGGAGAUAUCGGUGCCGCGGAUGGCGAUAGCAGACUUCAAGGCGAUGACCAACAACUUCAACCCGCAGAGCAUGCUGGGCGAGGGCUCCUUCGGCCGCGUGUAUCGCGGCGACCUCAACGGCCGCGCCGUCGCCAUCAAGAAGCUCGACGCCGGCGCGCAGCCCGAGGAGGAGUUCGUCGACGGGGUGGCGGUGGCGAGCAACCUGCGGCACGCAGGCAUGGUGGAGCUGGUGGCGUUCUGCUGCGACGGCCCGCAGCGGGUGCUGGUGUACGAGCUCGCAGAGAGAGGCAGCCUGCACGACAUCCUGCACGGGCGGAAGUUAGCCAUAAAGACGGAGGAAGCCCCCAUUACUCUGACGUGGCAGCAGCGCAUGAAGAUCGCGCUGGGCGCGGCGACGGGGCUGGCGUACCUGCAUGAGGAGGCAAGCCCGCCCAUGGUGCACAAGGGCGUCAAGUCCAGCAACGUGCUCGUGUUUGAGGAUUUUACUUCCAAGAUUGCGGAUUUUAAUGUGGCGAAUGAGGCGCCUGAUCAGGCGUCCCGGCUGCACUCUGCGCGCGUGCUGGGCACGUUUGGGUACAACGCACCAGAGUACGCGACGGUGGGGCAGCUGACGCAGAAGAGCGACGUGUACAGCUUUGGAGUGGUGUUGCUGGAGCUCCUCACAGGCCGCAAGCCCGUAGACCAGAACAUGCCCCGAGGCCAACAGUCGCUCGUGCAAUGGGCGACGCACGGGCGGCUAGCGGAGGACAGGGUUAAACACUGCGUGGACCCCAAGCUCAAGGGCUCCUUCCCUGCCAAGGCCGUUGUCAAGUUUGCCGCCCUGGCAGCGCUGUGUGUGCAGUACGAGGCAGAGUUCCGGCCAUCCAUGGGCACUGUUGUGAAAUCGCUCAUGCCACUCGCACAAGAAGGGGCGGAUGGGGAAGACUGAUGGAGGCCGAUGGGGGAAAGAGGUAGACUGGUGGAGCAGAGAUGAAGGUUGAUGGAGGAAAAAGUGAAGCCUCAUUGCAGCUGACCCCUCACAGUCGCAGAAAUUGCACCCACCCACGUCAGACAUUGCGUUCCCAUGGCCCAGUGUGCAGAAAUCGAAAGCAGCGCUUUCUCCGUUAGUCCUUAUCAUUUAUGCUUGUUCGCUCCCCCCCUGCGCUCAUGCCCUUAAGAGGGUACUGUAGGUUUUACUUUGCCUAGUCUGUUUGUCCCGGCGUUAGUGUUUCCCUGUCAUCCGUCCUAGCGGGGGUGCAUUCGUUAUCACUUCCAGUUGCCAUGUACACCAUCAUCACUAUCCUGAGUCAUGUUCCACUACCUUGUAGUUGGCUGUGCCUGUGCUGUCAAACAUAUAUGCAUAUGUUAUAAUAGGCAAGA
Messenger RNA from Closterium sp. NIES-67, 1971 nucleotides. The record is from the annotation of a GenBank genome assembly. NCBI's taxonomy places the organism in Eukaryota, Viridiplantae, Streptophyta, Zygnematophyceae, Desmidiales, Closteriaceae.